AUGGAUUAUAAUGUAUUUGUUCCAGAAUCAACAACUUUUGGCUACGACAAAGCAGAGCCAACUGCUUCAUUCUGCGACUCAGUGACAGAAUAUUUAAGAAAUCUGUUUGCUAUGAACAAAGCGAGUAAGAUAUUUUCAAAAGAACGAAAUUCCCGAAUGGAUCACGACGGUAUUUACACGCUAACUUCAGAAGCAGAUACAGAGAAUUCCACUAUGGGUAAUCUGUUUGAUGAUGCAACCAUAAAAUCUUAUACCGAAACAAUAGCAGAUUAUUUAGAAUUAGUUACUGCAUACGAAGAUGAAUAUGAAAACUCAGAUGCGAAAAUGAGAGGAUCAUUACGUGAGGUCGUCAAUGAAUUGACAAAUAGAACAUUUAGCUCCAAGUUAAACCAGGCAGAGAAUGAAGAUAUAAUGAAUCAGGCUGUAAACAUAAUGAAUUCUCCACCUAGCAAUCACAGCGAAUUCGUAUUCAAGCUCGCUGUGUAUGGAUACGCAUUCCACAAAUUAUUAGAAACUUACGAGGAGCAAUUUGACUCCAUUAACAUCGAAAUCGAGGAUGAUGCAUCUACAGAAUUACCUGAAGAUGACUCAUCCGAUCCAAAUUCAUCCUUAGAAAAUGUAAGUUCUGAUAGGAAAGCAAGGAAUGGCAAUGCAGUAAGAAAAAGAGAAAAGAGAAAUGGUCGCAAGAAAAAUCUAUUACUAUCCGAUUUAUUACAUAUCAAUGACCCGGUCCGAAUGCCAUGGAUCCGAUUGAUCAUAAACAAUCUACUGAGUGAGAGGCAACGUCUGUUCAAAAACAAAAACUUGAAAGGUAAAGAAGCAACAAAGAAUCGUAGAACAAACACAAAACAUAAUCGUUCCGAGUCAAUAAAUUCAGAACAUGCAGACGACCCUCACGUUGAGGACGGCUUGAUCUUUUCAAAGAACAUUAUAAGCAAAACGUUAUCGAAACGAUAUCCAGUCAAUAAUAAAAAUAAUGGACUGGGUGCAAAUCGCAUAUUUUCUGACCUCUUAAGUGUAAGAGAUGCUGUAGGGAUGCCGUGGAUGAGAAUAAUCGUAGAUGAUAUUAAGGGAGACAGAGGCAACGUAUUAGGAAACAUCACUAAUAAACAGAUGCGUAAUAUGCUAUUAAGAGAACACAUAAUGUAUGAAGGAAUACCUUUGGACAGUAGACCCUCUAUACCAAAGGUACCAUAUUCCAAAAGAACUUUAUUCGCUGUCAACACCGUCAACGAGAUACUUGCUGAGCAUAUGUCGAUGGGUAUAACUCUAGAAGAGAUAUGUCAUUGGAUAUACGUAGGGGCCCGAACUGUCUCGAUGGAGCUAGUGGUGAGCUCUUAUUCUAACAUGAGCGUAAAUAAUGAGAUGCAUUAUUUGAAAAAAAAUAUGAAUGAAACGAAUAGUUCGAAAAAUUGGUCUAAGAAAAAGUGCAUGAAACUGGCCACAGAUGUUUCCAUUAAAGACGUGAUAAGUAAUGUGAGCCGUAACAGAUCAGUAUGGUCGCUAUUAGGAAGGAGGUGGUUCCUUAAUCCACAAAAUUUUACAAAAAAGCCCAAAAUACAAAGUCUGGCGAUCUCUUCCACAGAAAUUUAUGAUGGAAUGUCUGAUCAAGAUAAUAUCAAAAAAUUAAAUGUUACCUCAAAUUUUCGGAGUUUUAAGAAAUACAAUCAUACGAAGCCUCUGAAAAAUACCAAGAAGUUACCGGUAUCUAAUAGAAGUCCCCUUUCCACUGCAACUGCUAUUAAAAAUAAUACACGUAGAAGACCAACAAAAAGAGGAGGAUUUAGAAAACCGAAUCAUACGAAGGUUCCAACAAUGACUAAGAAUUUACCAAUUAAAUCUACCCGCCCCUACUCCACUUCAGUGACUGUAACUAAAGAAGAAUCAAGAAAACCCUAUAAAGGUGGAUAA
This is a messenger RNA of Nezara viridula (southern green stink bug), 1911 nucleotides long. NCBI's taxonomy places the organism in Eukaryota, Metazoa, Arthropoda, Insecta, Hemiptera, Pentatomidae. The record is from the annotation of a GenBank genome assembly.